Messenger RNA from Notolabrus celidotus (New Zealand spotty), 2157 nucleotides. RefSeq names its product orthodenticle homeobox 2b (gene otx2b). Gene Ontology annotation, cellular component: nucleus. Gene Ontology annotation, biological process: multicellular organism development; regulation of transcription by RNA polymerase II. The coding region runs from base 411 to 1283 and encodes 290 amino acids. Gene Ontology annotation, molecular function: RNA polymerase II cis-regulatory region sequence-specific DNA binding; DNA-binding transcription factor activity, RNA polymerase II-specific. Lineage: Eukaryota; Metazoa; Chordata; Actinopteri; Labriformes; Labridae. The transcript has 4 exons. The record is from RefSeq and is a predicted model, not a curated record.
UCAAGCACUUCACUCACAACACACCAACAAAUCCUAAAGGCGUUCAUGCAGCCUCCUCCUCCAUCACUGCGCCGCUGUAGCACCGCUUCAACAGCCGAUGUAACUGCUCAGUAUUUAACUUUUAGCCGUUCUGUUUUUCUUCCUCCGAAGACGGCUGAUCAUUUUUCUGCUCCUGCUCCUGCUUUUGGCUGCUUUUGCGCUUUUUCGUGCGCCAGGACGUCGUUUGUCUGCGCUGACUUUUAUUAUUACUCCUGGAGGAAACCGAGCAGACAAAGAACUUUACAACCGCCGAUAUUAGGGUGCCCGCUGUAACACGGACCACAGGGCGCACGGAGGAAACCAAGUCUACUUCGGGAGCUCCAUCAGUUUUCAAGAUUUUCUCCAACUUCAGCCCUCAGACAAACAUUAGCAUGAUGUCGUAUCUAAAGCAACCACCUUACACAGUCAAUGGGCUCAGCUUAACGACUUCCGGGAUGGAUCUGUUGCAUCCAUCAGUGGGCUAUCCAGCAACGCCGCGGAAGCAGAGGCGAGAGAGGACUACUUUUACGCGCGCACAGCUCGACAUUUUGGAGGCGUUGUUCGCCAAAACUCGAUAUCCGGAUAUAUUCAUGCGCGAAGAGGUGGCCCUGAAAAUCAAUCUACCCGAGUCCCGAGUACAGGUCUGGUUUAAGAACCGGCGGGCAAAGUGUCGCCAGCAACAGCAGCAGCAGCAGAACGGGGGCCAGAACAAGGUCCGACCUGCCAAAAAGAAAAGUUCUCCCACCAGAGAGGUGAGCUCGGAGAGCGGUGCCAGCGGCCAGUUCACACCCCCUACCAGCACCACCACCGUCCCCGCCAUCUCCACCAGCACCGCCCCGGUGUCCAUCUGGAGCCCGGCGUCUAUCUCCCCGCUCGCGGACCCCCUUUCUACCUCCUCCUCGUGCAUGCAGAGGUCCUACCCAAUGACCUACACGCAGGCCUCGAGCUACAGCCAGGGCUACGCAGGCUCGACAUCCUAUUUCGGCGGCAUGGACUGCGGCUCUUACCUCACUCCCAUGCACCAUCAGCUGUCAGGAGCCGGCUCGACCCUCAGUCCGAUGAGCACGAACGCGGUAACAAGCCACCUGAACCAGUCCCCGGCGUCCAUCUCCAGCCAGGGCUACGGGACGUCCGGCCUGGGCUUCAACUCCACGGCAGACUGCUUGGAUUAUAAGGACCAGGCGGCGUCCUGGAAGCUGAACUUCAAUGCCGAUUGCUUGGAUUAUAAGGAUCAGACAUCCUCGUGGAAAUUCCAGGUCCUGUGAACAGAGCAAUCAGGUGUCAUUAAAAAAAAACAAAGUGCACAGAACAGUGACGAUCACCCCUCAAUAAAACACACAGGACCGGUUAGCACGAGGCAGGGCUCUCAGGGGCCUCGAGAUGAUCUUUGGUCCUCCUAGAAAGAGGAUACGUUUAAUUUAUUUUAGCACUGGCAAAGAGAUUCCCCCUCUGUCCCAGGUUGUAGCCCCUCAUCCAUGUCUGUCAGUGUGCCUCUGUGCGUAAAAACACCUGUUGAGGACAAAGUUACACCACAGCCACGGAACUAAUGUUUAUUCAAGAACAAAACUCAGUUCAUUCUCCUGCUUGGGAUGGACAAACCUCCUUUAAACUUUUCACACAACUUUGCCCUAACUGCAGGCAGAGAGACAUGAGGACGGUGUGUGGACAUGGAUGCACUACUUUAUUUAAGAAAAAAGUGUUUAUAAGGAAUCAAUAUGUAGUUUCUAAGAGACAAUCAGUGUGUGUCUUAUAUAAAUGGUACAUAUGUGUUUUUUUUAUCUGUGCUAGCCUUCGAAACUGUGAUCUGUUGUAUUGUAUGCAAUUUGUGAGCCCCCCUCGCAUCAGACUCUCUGCUGUGAUUUUAAUAGAUUUCUAACUUUUUUUUUUUUGAACAACGAAAGGAUGCUGAUGGUUCGAUUCCCGGCAUCACGAACAGAUACGAGACUUUCCGAGCACAUGGUAGUUAUAAGUUAAGGGUUAGAGCCCCACUGGAAGUGACUCUCGGGCCGCUGAGAGCUCUACACUUUUGCUCCCCCUCCAUUGAUCUGAGCACACGGUGAUUGUGGAUCCUUCACUGGCUCCAAAGAUGGUGUGACCUCACCGCUGAAAAAGACAUGAAUAAAGGUCCUGUGAGCUUAA